Diachasmimorpha longicaudata is the source of this 3318-nucleotide messenger RNA. RefSeq names its product head-specific guanylate cyclase (gene Gycalpha99B). Bases 800 to 2899 code for a protein of 699 amino acids. The transcript has 11 exons. Lineage: Eukaryota; Metazoa; Arthropoda; Insecta; Hymenoptera; Braconidae. Gene Ontology annotation, molecular function: guanylate cyclase activity; heme binding. Gene Ontology annotation, biological process: cGMP biosynthetic process; response to oxygen levels. The record is from RefSeq and is a predicted model, not a curated record. Gene Ontology annotation, cellular component: guanylate cyclase complex, soluble.
AACCAGUAUGGCGCUACGCGCUCCAACACACCACCCGUCGCACCACGAAUUAUCCCUAAUUCGAAGUAAAUAAAGUUAACGUGCUCGCGAGAUUUUUUUUUAUCAUCAUUUUCAUCGUCCGUGAAAAAUUGUCAUCGCACUUGUUGCCAAAGUAUCUCAUAACUCGAACAAGUCGCACUGAAAUUUGAAAAGACAAAUCAGAGAGAAGAUGAGAAACAGCGGGAAGGGAGAUGAGUCGCCCCAACUAGUGGAGAUCUGAAUGCGGAGAGACAAACAUUAGAGUACGCGUGAUGCGUGCGUGAAGUGGUGGGGUAUAACGAACCUCGUGCCAGUCUUGGGGCCACUGUGGUGUGAAACGUCGGUGACUGAGCAUUUGAUCGACGAGAAUUCACCAAUUUACCCCACCGGGGGGUGGGCAUGUGAGUUAAUCGCAAACUGAUAAUUCAGGGCUAUGAAUCAAUAUUGGAUCUCACAUUGGCUGACAACAUGAGGGAUGCAGUGGAUCAACUGAUUAAGCUGAUGAUUAGUCAUACGGCGAUGGUUAACAGUAUGUAGUUGUGUGAUUGGUGAAAAUAUUUUGAUAAGCUUUACGAGGACUUUGGACAACUUGUUUUUGGGGGUGAGUGGCCGGCGGGUGGUUAUGCCCGGCUGAUUGAAAAUAUUGUUCUCCGUUGGACGGUAGAGACAACACUCCCCUCCAUCCCCCUCAUCAGGAGCUAAAGAGUUUGGGUAAUUCUCCCCCGCGAACUCCCAGCGGUGAUCGUGGACUGUGUUUAUUAAUUAAUUUUUUUCGUACAUAAUGGCCUGUCCAUUCUCACGUGGGUAUGGGAGAGCUCGAGGGGAUGAGGCCAGCGAUAACGAGCCGGCGAGGGCUGAAGAUGUUGGGAGGAGGAAAAACGAGAGAUUUAAACCGUCAAGACAAUCAUCGGUGCAGAUCACGUCGUCGUUGCUGGGGGAGGAGAUUGAUGAGCAGGAGGGCACGCAGACUUUAAACUUGAAACAUCUGAGGGCUGCGGUUCUAGUACUCACCAAUCCUUCGAAUGAAGUAAUGGCCGUCGCCCUGAGCAGUCUUCUCAGCGAGAGUGACUUAGCACUGCCAGAAGUGGCAUCACUAGAAAAGCUACUGUACAAUGUCGACUGCGAGGAGAAUUACAAUUUGCUGGAGGACAUCUGGGAGACACUGAACGAUUACUGCGACGUAGAUGUGUCCGCAUUGCUAGAUCAAUUGGGCCAAGAAGUGAUAUCAACCGCCUGUGUGGGGCUCCUUGAGCGGGCAUUUCGCUGCCUGGGAAAUGAUCUGACUGCAUUUCUAACAACCCUCGACGGCGUCAACGAUGUCGUUCAACACCAAUCGGGACUGGACACUGAAGCGGAAUUUGUUUGCAUUGCAACACCCGAGGGACUCGAGCUGCACUUUACCACCGACCACCCGUCCAUUGCCUAUCUACUCGUCGGCAGUCUCAAGGCUAUUGCUAGGAUGUUUUACAGCGACAAUGCCGAUGUUUAUAUUCUACCAGAUCCUUACAAUACAAAAUUUUUCAGAUACCGCAUCACGCCGGAGCGUUAUGAGCAGCUGGUGCUCCAAGAGACGGCAUCCGACGAUGACUUUGACGUUGUGACAUCAGCAUCCCAUCCCUUAUCAACAGAGGCAGCUGACUUGCGAAUGGGAGUUGCUAGCAUCUGCAAAGCAUUCCCGUGGCACUUUGUUGUAGAUAGAAAUCUCGAAAUUGUACAGCUCGGUGUUGGAUUUAUGCGUAUCUUCGGUCACAAUCUCAAUAGGCAUGGACGUCAAAUAUCGACGUAUUUCGUAUUCACCAGGCCACGGGGUGUUACCUUAUUAUUUCACGAGAUUCUCAAACGCUCGAAUACCCCAUUUGUGCUGACACUGCAGAAGCCACCGGGUGCUGAUAAAUUUCCAGCUGAGGGCCUGGAGCUGAAGGGUCAAAUGGUCCACUGUCCCGAAUCGGAUUCAAUUCUAUUUGUCAGUUCACCGUUCCUGAAUGGCCUGGAGGGGCUGACCGGACGGGGCCUCUUUAUUUCGGAUAUUCCACUCCACGACGCAACGAGGGAUGUGAUACUCGUUGGUGAACAAGCACGAGCGCAGGAUGGCUUACGAAGACGUAUGGACAAAUUGAAAAGCUCCAUCGAGGAAGCAAAUCUUGCUGUUGAUGCUGAGAGGGAGAAGAAUGUCAGUCUGCUACAUCUAAUAUUUCCACCGGAUAUUGCCAAACGACUUUGGCUAGGUGAAACUAUCGAGGCCAAAACCUAUCCUGAUGUGACAAUGCUGUUCAGUGAUAUCGUUGGAUUCACAGCUAUAUGCUCGACUGCAACACCAAUGAUGGUCAUCAAUAUGCUUCAGAAUCUUUAUGAACGAUUUGACCAAUUCUGCGGACAACUCGAUGUCUACAAGGUCGAAACAAUUGGUGAUGCUUACUGCGUUGCAUGCGGGCUCCACAGAAAUACAAACACUCACGCCCAGCAGAUUGCUUGGAUGGGUUUGAAAAUGAUUCAAACAUGUUCACAGCAUUUGACGCACGAGGGUAAACCCAUAAAGAUGCGAAUUGGCAUCCAUACGGGCAUGGUACUAGCUGGAGUUGUGGGGAAAAAAAUGCCGAGGUACUGUUUGUUCGGGCACAAUGUCACCAUUGCUAAUAAAUUCGAGUCCACCAGUGAACCACUGCGGGUGAACAUCAGUCCCACAACCCAUGAAUUCCUAACACAAAGGCCAGGAUUUAUUUUAGAAGAGCGGACCAAAGAUAAUUUACCGAAAGAAUUGCCAGCAAGUACUCCUGGCAUCUGCCACUUUCUCAACGAUUACAAACAUCCAGAGGUCGACGAGAGUGCACCCUUGGACAUUCACAUCCAGGCGGGCGUUAAAGAGCUGGAGCUUACCGUGUAGAUAAACAUUUUUAAAUGAAAAUAAUUAUAAUUUACAUCGUCGUUGAUAAUCGACAUUGAACCAAAAAAACUUUCAAUUCCAUUAAGAGACAAAUCAUCGAUGACGAGUAUACGAGUAUAUCGAGGGUUCAGAUGAAUAAUAAACUGAAUAUAAUGUAUAUAAUACCCUAGGGGCAAUGAGAUUAAGUAAAAGAAUCUCAAUGACAAUGAUGUUUACCUAUAAAAUCACAUCUAUUGAUAUUAUUAAUACUGCAAAGAUGUUUCAUGAUGAUUAUUGGAAAAUGUCGCCUAUCACACUAGCAAAUAUUCAGGAAAUGUUUAUCAAUUGUUUGGUUGAAAAGUCAUGCGGAUAUUAUUUGGACGAGAUAAGUUUGAUCCAUUCAUUGUACACUAAUGAACGUGAAAAGUAAAAAUCUUCAC